UUGGAAUUUGGCGCGAAACAACAACAACAAGCUUCAUUAUCCAACUCAGCUGUCAUCAUUUCGAUGUUUGCCAGUGCUUGUCAACCGUUCAGCAUGGUCAAAAGGUCUUGUCCGUUCAACGACGACAUGAAUCCUCAAAUGAAGAUCCACGUUCGGGACAAGGAAGUCGCUAAAGGUGUCAUGAGUGACCAGCACAUGAAACUGGUUUAUGACAAAACCAAACAUCUUCUUUUCCUUGGAGCCAAGAAGACUCAAGCAGCACCUGCAUCAAAUACGUUUCUCAAUGGUGGUGAAGCUAAGGAGGAUGUCGUGUCUAGCAAUUCAACUACCUUUAAACAGAUGCAGCUGACCUCUCAAGGACAGCUCAGUUCUCCUGAGGGUGCACAGACACCUUUCAAAGUGAAGGAAGCCCCUUGUUCCAAAUGCACUGCAUGGAAUCCUCUAGAUAUGUGCUGCUGUUCCUUUUGUGACACUCCUUUAUGCAGCUCCUGCACCCAAAUCUGUACCAAAUGUCAGGACCUAUUUUGCAGUGGAUGUUCUUUCGAUGUGUAUGAUGCAUCAGAAGGAUUUAUCUGCAGAAAUUGCUGCUGAUUGAAGAAUAAUUUCACAAUUUAGCUGUACUGGUCUAGUUUUACUCGUUGUCUUUUAUUAUUAUUAUUAUUUCUUUCUUUCUUUGUUUCAAGAACUUUAUAUUUUUAUUACUAUCACUUAAUCUGUACUAUAUUUUUGAAUUAUGUUUAUGUUUUAUAAGAACUCUUUAAUUUAAAAGACUGAUCUUCCACUUCUAUGAACAAUUGUCUUUGAAAGUAAAUAUUUUCCGAUGUUUGCAUUA
Thrips palmi is the source of this 832-nucleotide messenger RNA. Its product is annotated as apoptosis regulatory protein Siva-like. The coding region runs from base 64 to 591 and encodes 175 amino acids. NCBI's taxonomy places the organism in Eukaryota, Metazoa, Arthropoda, Insecta, Thysanoptera, Thripidae. Gene Ontology annotation, biological process: extrinsic apoptotic signaling pathway. The record is from RefSeq and is a predicted model, not a curated record. The transcript is spliced from 4 exons. Gene Ontology annotation, molecular function: CD27 receptor binding.